CAACUGUCAUGUGAACUGAUGAAAGCAAGCUGUGACAGCAGCUGAAGAGUUUAGGCACAUGGUCCUGCAAAAAACUGAUGGUUAACUGAGACUGAAUGAAAAAAAAAAUGAUUGGAAUGAUAUAGUGCUAUAGCGGAAGGCAGUAUUUAGAUAACUUAACCGUUACUCACAAUGAGUUACAUGUCACUAGAGCACAGUGGAGGCGCUCAGGAACAUGCAGAACAGAACGAGCCAUUGUUAGAUGACUACACUGAAGACGAUGAUUUUGUGGAGGAGGCAAAGAGACGAGUGAAAUGGAAGCAACAUAAGAGAAGAUGUAAAAUGGCCAUCCUCCUGCUAGGAUUUUUAAUCGUGGCCACCUGUGUCGUUGUUGUGCCCAUUCUCUUGUCACAUGACUGGCCUAAGGGGCGAAACAUCUUGUUCUCAAACUCCGUGUUAGGAGAGUAUAAACAUGCUGCAGUGGCCUCAGAUGUUACACAGUGCUCCAACAUUGGCAAAGAUAUCCUGGAGCAAGGUGGGUCUGCAGUGGAUGCGGCUGUAGCCAGCCUCUUCUGUAUGGGGCUGACUGAUCCCCAGAGUAUGGGGAUUGGGGGAGGCUUCCUGAUGACUGUCUACAACAGGUCUACAGAGAGUACAGUGAUCAUAGAUGCUCGUGAGGUAGCCCCUGCUGCAGCUAAUGAGACUAUGUUUGUGGAUGACCCAAAGUUGGGAGCAUCAGGUCCAUUGUCUAUUGGCGUACCAGGGGAGAUUAAGGGGUAUUGGGAAGCACACCUUCUCUUUGGACGACUGCCCUGGGAACAACUGGUUAAACCUACAGUAACAAUGGCAGUGGACGGGUUCACUGUUCCUGCAUCUUUAGCUGAAGCGCUGGAAGAUGAUAAAACAAACAUUCUAAAUGAUCCUCAGUUAAGGAAGGUGUACCUGAACCCAACGACCAAUGAACUGUACAAAACUGGAGAACAUAUGAAGUAUCCACAGUUAGGAGAAACCCUCAAAUCUAUAGCUAAGCAUCCCAUGGGGUUUUACACUGGAAAGCUGAUGAAGGAUAUUGCACAAGAAUUGUCAGACAAAGGUUCCAUCAUUACUGAAGAAGACAUGAAGAAUUACACAGUCCGCUUGCGUGAGCCAUCAGUCACAGAGCUGCGGAGUGGCCUGCGAGUUGUCUCUCCUCCCCCACCAGGAAGUGGCCCAGUGCUGGAGUUUAUCCUGCAGAUCCUGGAUGGAUAUUCCUUCACCACAGGCAGUCUGGAUCCACAGGAAGCAGUUGUUGCAUACCACAGGAUCAUUGAAGCCUUCAAGUUUGCCUACGCGAAAAGGACUUACCUGGGUGAUGAGGAUUUUGUGGAUGUGAAGGAGCUUGUAGCUAACCUGACAUCUAGAGACUUUGCAGACCAGAUACGGCUGAGGAUAUGGGACAACCAGACCCACAAUACAGAGUGGUAUGGCCCUGUAUGGGAGGGCCGAGUGAAGACCGGCACUGCACACCUGUCAGUGGUCGCCCAAAACGGUGAUGCUGUAUCAGUAACAAGCACAAUCAACUCCAGGUUUGGGUCGUUGGUCAUGGGUGAAAAGACAGGUAUUAUCUACAACAAUGAGAUGGAUGACUUCUCCUCACCGAAUGUCACUAAUGGCUAUAACCUACCGCCUUCUCCUGCCAACUUCAUUCGGGCUGGAAAGCGCCCUCUAUCAUCCAUGUGUCCAGCCAUUGUGCUGUCACAAUCUGGGGAGGUAAUGAUGGCUGUAGGAGCUGCUGGUGGAUCAAGGAUCACCACUACUACUGCAAUGGUUAUGGCGUAUGUGCUAUGGUUUGGGGACAACAUCAAGCAGGCGAUUGAUGAGCGGAGGUUACACCACCAGCUGCUACCUGCACAAGCUUACUAUGAACAGGACUUCCCACAGGAAUAUGUAACUGGAUUAGAGAAACUGGGUCACAACAUGACCUGGCAGAAGCUGGGUGAGUCUAUAGUACAAGGUAUUGUCCGAGAGAAUGGUGUCCUGCAAGCCAACUCUGACUUCAGAAAGGGAGGAACUCCAGCGGGGUACUAGU
Molecule: messenger RNA, 2047 nt
Organism: Liolophura sinensis
Lineage: Eukaryota; Metazoa; Mollusca; Polyplacophora; Chitonida; Chitonidae
Product: glutathione hydrolase 1 proenzyme-like
Exons: 13
Coding region: 172-2046 (624 amino acids)
Biological process (GO): glutathione catabolic process
Cellular component (GO): plasma membrane
Molecular function (GO): glutathione gamma-glutamate hydrolase
Source: RefSeq, a predicted model, not a curated record